AUGGCAGCUAAGUUGGUUGUAGUACUCGCCGCCGUGGUCGCCGUGGCCCACUGCUCAGUGGUGCCCGUGGUGGGAGCAGACACCGACUACUCAAGCUUUGCUUACGAUGUGGCCGAUCCCUACAGCGGUGACUUUAAGAGCCAAGUCGAGAGCCGAUCUGGUGGCAAUGUAAGGGGACAAUACUCCCUGUUGGAAGCUGAUGGUACUAAGCGUGUAGUGGACUACGCUGCUGAUGACGUCAACGGAUUCAACGCUGUAGUGCGCAAAGAGCCUGGUGUGGUUGCCACUCCUGUAGCUUCCGUCGCCGCGGUUGCCCCCGCAGUGGCCGCGCCCGCUGUGAUCGCCACCCCUGCCGUAGAUGCUGCUCCCGAAGUGAUCGCUGCCCGUACUUACGCUGCUCCAGCUGUCUACGCUGCUUCUGCCCCCGCAGUCGUAGCCCACUCUUAUGCCCCAUCAGUAUAUGCUGCAUCAGCCCCCACUGUUCUUGCUGCGCGCUCUUACCUCUCUCCAUCAGUGUACGCUUCUGGUCCCCUAGUAGCCUCUCGUUCCGUUUACAGCCCCUCCCUAUAUACCUCAGGCCCAUUAGUCGCUGCCCGUUACGCCUCCCCCUACUAUGCCACAUACGGAGUCCACUCCAGUCCCAUCUAUUGG
Messenger RNA from Brenthis ino (lesser marbled fritillary), 651 nucleotides. NCBI's taxonomy places the organism in Eukaryota, Metazoa, Arthropoda, Insecta, Lepidoptera, Nymphalidae. The record is from the annotation of a GenBank genome assembly.